AUGAAUCGUAUCACCACAAACGUGGACCAGAAACUAUUACGUACCACGAAGUUUCCGCCCGAAUUCAAUCAGAAAGUCGACACAACCAAGAUCAAUAUCCCGGUCAUCAAAAACUGGGCUGCUAGCGAGCUGUCAAGAAUUUUGGGAUACGAAGAUGAUGUUGUUAUUAAUCUUCUCUUCGAUCUUCUAGAGGGCUCCAAGAAUAUCCAACUUACUGGCUUUCUCGAGAAAGAUGCGGCUCUCUUCUGCAAGGAACUCUGGAAUCUUUGUUUGAGCGCACAAAAGAGCGACACCGGAAUCCCGCAGCAGCUUGUUGAGGCAAAGAAGUUGGAGCUCAUUCAAGAAAAGGUCGAGCAGGAAAGAGCCAUUGAAGCAGCCCGUCAGCGCAGGGACGAAGAAAGGAUCCGAGACAGAGAUUUAGAGAACAUUCGCAACCGAGACCGUGAUCGCAGAGAUCGAGGUGGACGCGGACGCGGCCGUGGUGGAGGUCGCGAUUUCGACAGUCGAGUUCUCAGAGACCAUUCCAGGUCGCAAUCACCACCAUCCAGACAGGGCUAUGGCUCAGGUGAUUUCCAUCGAAACAGAGCUUUGCCUAGGGAGACAGAUUCGUACGUUCCUAUAGGGGAGAACNNGGUGGCCGAAGAGGUGGGAGACGCCAGCGCUCCCCCUCUAUCACUCGCGGUAGUCCUGUCUCGGCAUCCCCUCGCCACACAUCUCCAGUCCGAUCGCGAAGGACUGCACGGCGCAACACCUCGAGUGAGCGCAGCCGCAGCCGAUCUGCAGAGCAUCGGUAUUCCAAGCGAUCCGCUGAUCUAA
Messenger RNA from Aureobasidium vineae, 816 nucleotides. Lineage: Eukaryota; Fungi; Ascomycota; Dothideomycetes; Dothideales; Saccotheciaceae. The record is from the annotation of a GenBank genome assembly.